AUGCCUAUCAAGCUACCGAAGAGCUUCGCUCGGCGAAAGUCAUCUGGCAACAUUCUGGAGGAUGUGGAAGCCCAACCACAGUCAUCCUUUCGGGUCUUUGAGCGCCCAAGCGCCGAGCGAUCAAUGUCUGACGGUGCUCCGCUGAGCAAACGUUUUAGUGAGGGCAAUGUGGUGCCCUCAGCGCUAGAGGAUUCAGAUAACAUUUUCGCGGGGACAGAACAACCCCUGGGCAAAAUUCGUGGAGCGACAAACUAUGAGAGCUCGACUUCUACUCGGCUUAGCUCCUCAUCGACCCAGCCUUCCUCUACGGAGAUCGCCUCGCCCGAAGAUGCCUCCCCACAUUCCCGAAUGCAUGACAUCCCCGUUCCACCCCCGAUUGCUGCGGGAGGACUACGUGCUGCUGCAGGCAGGACCUUUUCAUUUGGCGCACGAUUCAAAUCUUCUGCUCCGGCUCCCCCACGGCACGCUACCCCGGACCAAUCCACAAGACAACGAGCUGUGAGCGGCACUACGGAUGAAACAGCCACCCCGCCAAAGCUCACGGACGAGGAGUUCAGCUUGGGAGGUGAUGAUUUUGGAAAGAUGUUUGAUCAUUUAGGAAAGCGAGAAAGUGUUCUGAUGCGAGACCCUUCCCCUCAGCCGGCCAAUAAAUUAGCUUCUACUCCGCCAACGCAAGCGCUACCAGAUUUCUACAAUACUAGCCGUGCUGCACGGCCUCCACCUAUUGAUAUAGAUCGAUCAGCGCCUGUCGAGCCGCCUCCUCACUCGUGGAAUAGCCGUCACUCGGAGGAGGGCUUGCUUAAUAGCCCCGGAGAGAACGACAUAUACUCGCCCGCUCAGUCUACUCCUGAAACGGUGACUGGUUUCCGUCGACAAUCCCCAGCACCCAACCAAAUGCUUGGUGCUACCACCUCACACCGGGCUUUGGACCGGCCCAAAAGACAGUCGGAUAUGGGGUUGCGACGAAGCAUAAUGUACUAUGGAGACCGAGACUCCACUGCAAUUGACGAUGAGGACGCUGCGAUGGUCAAAAGCUCCCUUAUGUGGAGUAAAGAGAGCGGUUCUCCCCCGAGACAGACUGGGGGUAUAUCUCCGUCCGGUAGCACCCCACUUCUCAAGAAUGGUCAUGCGGGCAACUCUGCGAGCAACUCUGCGCAAGUCAGCCCAGAACCGGAAUCAAUGUUCUCGAACAUACAAUCACCUGCUAUAAAUGAUCAUAUGGAAAAUGCACGGCUUGCGGUUCAAUUUGCGGAGAGUCUACCCAAGUCGGUGUCUCCUGGCAACAAGGUGAUGACUCCAUCCCAAUUUGAGCAUUAUCGCCAGCAACAGGAACUCCGACGUUCAAACAGCGAUGCGUCUGAUAGCGAGGAUAACUCAGAUCAUGAUGAUUUUGAUGAACAAGAUGAGGCCGAAAAGCAGCGUGAGGCGGCACUGCAGCGACGGAAGCAAGAGGCCCAUUUGUCCGUAUAUCGCCAGCAGAUGAUGAAAGUGACAGGCCAGCAAGCUCCGUCGCCAUCGCUCCGUCCGGUGAUGAGCGGCGCCAGCAGCAGCACUCCCAACCUUCCCGUCUUCCUAAAUAGCACGGGUGACAAGUCCUCAAGCGGUAAAAGCCAUGAGGGUGGUGAUGAUGAAGAUGUUCCGUUGGGGAUUCUUGCAGCUCAUGGUUUCCCUAAUCGCAACCGGCCGCCUACCCGCUUAGCCAACGCAAGCUCCAACCCGAACCUUCGUGCCUCUAUUAAUCCCUAUGCAUCAUCUUCCAGCUCACUCGUGGGUGUCGAGCAGGACCAACGAGGCAGCCUGCCCGUUUUCGCCAGGAACCUCCCUCGGGAUCCCUAUUUUGGUGCUAGUCUGGUCAAUUCAACCAACAGGGAGUCUUUGGCUAUGGGCGGUGGCUCAGUAUAUGGCGGUCCUGCCUCUUCACCGGGGCCUCCUGGAGGCCUUAUUGGGGUGAUUGCGCAGGAGGAACAGGCGCGGGCUAUGAGACGAGGCAGCCCAAAUACUCAAGCAAUGUACGAUAUGGGAGCUGUACCCCGGCCAUUCUCCAUGAUGCCACCACCACCACCUCAGCAAGCAAUGACUCCGGGGGAGCAGGCUCAGGCUCAACUGACGGCCCAGAUGUCCGAAAUGAUGAACAUGCAGAUGGAGUGGAUGCAGAAGAUGAUGGCCAUGCAGGGCAUGCACGGUCCUCCACCGCCCAUGAUGCAAGGUGGUAUGGCAACACCCCCCAUGAUGGGUGGUGGGCCUAUGCCGGGAGCUCCCAUGGGCCCGCCUUCUAUGGCUGGUCCCAUGAUGGUCGGCCCUAUGAUGACAGGCCCUCCUUCCAUUUCUGGACAUUCUAAUAUGAGACCAGUCUCCAUGCCGGGACUUACACCCAAUGCUCCCAACUUUGACCAACGUACUUUGAGCAUGAUCGACCCAAACAUUGCCAUGCGUCGAACUGGUUCACCAAUGCCCAAUCUGUCUGGCGGGUCUUAUCAACAACACUCACCGGGAUAUGCUCCAUCGAUUGCUCCCUCGGAGCGUAGCAACGCAGGGCUCUCAUCUCGGUACCGCCCCGUUUCCGCCCUUCCAGGCGACCUCAACCACCAUGCCUCACCACUACAUAAGUCCUGGAACGAUGAAAAUCGUCCCAAUGCGCACUUGCCUAUGUCCAAGUCAACUGGAAGCAUCCCGAAAUCAAUCUCCAUUGCUACUGUGACCGUCAGACCUGAAUCACAAUCUAGUCAAGCCGGUCCUGGCAUCCGAAAGGUGCAGAAUGCGUCUGAUGAUGAAGAUGACGAUGAGGCCUGGGCCGAUAUGAUGAAGAAACGAGACAAGAAGAAGAGCAGCUGGAAACUGAAGCGAGGAACUUCAUCUUUCGGAGAUCUGUUGAGUGUCGUGCAUUAG
Messenger RNA from Penicillium longicatenatum, 2886 nucleotides. RefSeq lists its product as uncharacterized. The coding region runs from base 1 to 2886 and encodes 961 amino acids. The record is from RefSeq and is a predicted model, not a curated record. Lineage: Eukaryota; Fungi; Ascomycota; Eurotiomycetes; Eurotiales; Aspergillaceae. The transcript is spliced from 3 exons.